Molecule: messenger RNA, 1164 nt
Organism: Musca vetustissima
Lineage: Eukaryota; Metazoa; Arthropoda; Insecta; Diptera; Muscidae
Gene: DPCoAC
Product: mitochondrial coenzyme A transporter SLC25A42
Exons: 8
Coding region: 1-1164 (387 amino acids)
Biological process (GO): transmembrane transport
Source: RefSeq, a predicted model, not a curated record
AUGUGGUCUUUAAAAGAUUCUCCAAUGAGCCAUCUUUUGGAGAAACCAAAUAUUGCGAUGCCCAUUAAGACUACUAGUGGUCAACUAACGACAACAGCAGCCGCCGCCGUAACAGUUACCACCAAUGCCAAUUUAAAUGCCACUACCACCAGCAAUGCAACAACAAACACAUCCUCCAAACUAAACGAUACAACAACAUUUACAAGUUCCGAAGAUGUCAUUGCAAAAACAAAAGAUGUUAAGGCUAGUACAAAUUUUGAUGCCGUCAUUAUGAGCCUGACGGCGGGUGCGGCGGCUGGUGCCUUGGCCAAAACAGUUAUUGCACCCUUGGAUAGAACGAAAAUUAAUUUUCAAAUAAACAAAUCUGUUCGCUAUACCCUAAACGGUGCCAUUGUGUUCCUCAAACAGACCUAUGCCAGAGAGGGUGUCCUGGCAUUAUGGCGUGGCAAUUCCGCAACGAUGGCUCGCAUUGUGCCUUAUGCUGCUAUACAGUUUACCGCUCACGAACAAUGGCGUAAAAUAUUAUCUGUCGACAAAGAUGGCACAGACACCAAAGCACGACGAUUUAUUGCUGGCUCUUUGGCAGGUAUUACAUCACAGUCCUUGACCUAUCCAUUGGAUUUAGCCAGAGCUCGCAUGGCUGUUACGGACAAAUACACAGGCUACAAAACAUUGCGUCAAGUAUUUGUUAAAAUAUGGAUAGAAGAAGGACCACGCACGCUGUAUAGAGGUUAUUGGGCAACUGUUUUGGGUGUUAUACCAUAUGCUGGCACAUCAUUUUUCACCUACGAAACACUGAAACGUGAAUACACGGAAAUGACUGGUAAUAGUAAACUAAAUACUCUGACAUCACUGGCAUUUGGUGCAGCAGCUGGUGCUGUUGGCCAAACAUCUAGCUAUCCAUUGGACAUUGUGCGAAGACGUAUGCAAACAAUGGGUGUUACCAAAGACGGACAUAACAAAUAUCCCAGUAUAUUUGUGACGCUUAAGACCAUUUAUAGGGAGGAAGGUAUUAAAAACGGCUUUUAUAAGGGUUUAAGUAUGAACUGGAUAAAGGGACCCAUUGCGGUGGGCAUUAGUUUCUCCACAUAUGAUUUCAUUAAAGAAUUGCUGCGCGAUUUGUUUCAUUUGAAACGGGGACGGGAGAGCAGUGGCAGCCAUUAA